AUAUGGGUACGUUGCGUGACUAACCUCGCUGUAAACAACGUCACAUGAUCGAGGUUUCUCGGAAAGCGCGUCGAAACAUAAGCGCAUUUUCGAGCGGUUUAUAAGAAAAAGAAGAAUAGAGGAUUUGGUUAAGAAAAUUUCACGGCAUUCGCAUAAUAUGGCGAAUCAGUUGACUCAGAGAGUUGGUCUUUUUAAUUGUGAUGGCACUUAUAAGCUGGAUGCGGUAGAGAGCCUUUUAUUAGGAGUGCAGAAGAAACAUGGCUUCAAGUUCUCAACUGACAAACGCUAUUUUAAUGUGAAUGAAAUGCCAAAGUUUUGCGAAACCACUCUUCCUCAACUGGAGAUGGAUUUUGCCAUUUUUGUCGUCCAUGCAGAGGAAUCCCGUCUCUCAAUCAACGAAGACAACGCUGGUAUUGGUUACACAAAGAUCUAUAGAGCAUUGCUGCAGGCCACAGAUGGCAGGGUGUUAAUAGUGAUUGGUGGAGACGAGCACUACACAGAUGAAGACGAAAGAGAUCGUACUGUGAUCUCACGUUGGGCUCGAAGGAAAGUGGCUUCACAGUUCGAUGAGGAAUACCUUGAUGGAAGAAAAAGUUUCAUUUUUUCCUGGAACAAACAACACCGAGAGAUCCACGAAGAAGCGCUGCUGCAUUACUUUGAUCCAAGAAAAAAAGGGCAGAAGUUCGAAUAUCAGCCAAAGCCAAAACUAGUACCCAUGCCAAAACCUGAAGAACCUAAAAUUACUUCGCCAGCAGUCAAAGACAUCCAGCGAGAGACAGUGAAGAACGUCGAUGCCACGGGGAAGUUACUGCCGAAAGUUGACAAUGACCCUCGGCCAAGAUUCGUCAGAGAUCAGCCGAAAGAGGAACGGAAACUUGGUUAUGGAGCCACCUAUCCGGUUGCCGACUACCCUGCAAAUACAAUGCUGCUGGAUACGCGCAUGCGUUAUGGCGAGAUCUCUUACGAACCAAAGGACGUUUUGAGGCGGGAGGACCACUGGCAGCCCUCUGAAAAACACAAAUCAGAUCUGAGGAAGCGCCAUGGGUCAACAAAUGAUGCUAAAGUACAGUUUGUCAGUCAGGGAAACGGCGAAAUUACAAUGCAUGUCGUUGACGUCACUCCUUGUUGGCAUACAAAUCGGUUGCCUAUUGUUGUUGCUGUUGUUGUCGUGGUCGUUGUCAUUGUUGUUGUUGCUGUUGUUCUGUCUGAAUAAACUACAGAGUGAGAGCAAUAAGGAUAAAGGACCCGCAUGAAAACCAAUUCAGGCGAAAUACUGUAAUUUUUUUAUUUAUGUAGCGUCAUGAACCUUUAUUCGUUGAAGAGUCUGCCAAAAUAGUAUUGUAAAACAUAAUCAGAAAACAGAAUCAUAACACCUUCAAAGAUGUUACGCACAAGAUAGAGGGUGCCUUUCAUUAAGAACAAUGGAGUGGGAAAUUAAAAAUAGCGCGACAUUUUCCGAGCAAAUUGUUCAAAUCGAGUAAAGCGGCCUUCACACGGCAAAAUUAAGUUGGCAACUCGUGUUGGCAAACUUCAAAAAGUUGGCAAACUCGUUUCACACGUCAAACUCGCGUCAAAUCACAACACACGGUAAUUUGCAACAUGGCCGACUUAUGCCGUGUUUUCAUGAGAGGUUUACUACGGUUACUGCGUACCGAGAUUUCGUAACUAAUCCGCAGUUUUUAGAGAAGCUGUUUACACGAAACUAAUAAACUAAAGUAGACCGCAUAUAACGGACGGUUUGAGGUUUUCUCGGAAAGCAUGCGCAAGUGCUGCAAUGUUGCUCAGAAACUAUUGGAAAAUUAUAAAAUUUGACUUUACCCCUAUGCCGAACGCAGAUCGUUGUAAGUUUGCUUGAGGUGAUGUCGAGCCUAACUCUCCUUAAAUGUAAAGCUUUAUAGAUGAAUAGUGGAAAGAAAAUUUUGGUAUCUCGCUGAACCUCUUCCCGGAAAAAGCCCUGAAACGGCAUCUGCCAGGGAGCCCGGGCUAUGUAAAUGUUUACCGCUACUUCUUCCUAUUAAGGGGUGGCUUUAAAUUCUAACAUUUGCUUUUCUUCUCCAUAGACCGCAAUUAUGAUUUUUUUUCUCUCUAUUUUGGGUAGGUCUUCUUCUAGUUGCGCCUGCCUGUACACUGCUACUAAGCUACUGAGCUUCUAACAGAAAGGAAAGGCUUACGGCACUGGACGAUGAAACAGCAGUCCGGGAUUUCUUUGCCUAACUUGAGUUUAUUUAGCUUUUGCCCGUUGACUUGAAACCUACCUACAUUAGGAGGAAUCUUUAUCUAUUUUUCUCUUUUUACACGCUGCACGCGCGAACACUUGCUGCCAAGAUAACACGACAACGUCUGCUUUUCCUCGGUUACCGUCGGUUACUGAGCUAAACCAUGCCUGAUGAGGCGUUCAACUGUCGACAA
This is a messenger RNA of Orbicella faveolata, 2409 nucleotides long. RefSeq lists its product as uncharacterized. NCBI's taxonomy places the organism in Eukaryota, Metazoa, Cnidaria, Anthozoa, Scleractinia, Merulinidae. The record is from RefSeq and is a predicted model, not a curated record.